This is a messenger RNA of Psylliodes chrysocephalus, 1317 nucleotides long. The record is from the annotation of a GenBank genome assembly. Lineage: Eukaryota; Metazoa; Arthropoda; Insecta; Coleoptera; Chrysomelidae.
AUGUCAGAUCCAAUAACUAUUGAUAACCGACUAACCAACUAUAGUCCGACAUCAAAUACAUCUGGUACUACAGAUAGCGACUUUCUUCCUACCAGUCUUGCUUCAGAAGAAUUAAAAUUGGCUUUAAAUAAAGAAGCGUCUGAAGAGGAACUAUUAAAAGCUAUCAGUCGUUGCAAAUCUCUGAUUUUAGAGAGUGAUCAAUGUUCUAGUGAACGAAAGUGGGUUGUUAGGCAUUUAAUAGAAUUGAGACUUCGUCUUGAAGAAUGCAGGGAUGCCAUGAAUGACCCACUACAUCCAAGAAAUCAAUCCAACAGGGUUUGUAAAAGGGUUAUUAAGGGACAUCAUUUAAAUUUGCAACCUCUACUGCGUCAUACUGUUUCCAAAUAUUGUGAUCAUUGUACUGGAACAAUAUGGAGCAUGGUGCAGGCUUGGUACGAAUGUGAGGAUUGUGAAUAUGCUUGCCAUCAUAAAUGUCUAGCUUCCAUUGUUAGAGAUUGUGCUCAUGUAGUAGCCAGUGAAAGGGGAUCAUUUGAAUAUGAAAUAUGUCCAGAACUUGGUUUGUCUUCACAACAAUAUCUGUGUGCUGAAUGCAAAUCACCUCUUCCUAUAACUGCUUCCCCAGGAAUAAGUUGCCUUAGUAGAUUAAUAUUUCCAGAUAAAGUUUGGCCAGAAGCCCGCAGAUGUGACUACACAGGCCUCUACUAUUGCACCGCCUGUCAUUGGGGUAGCUCAGCUGUCAUCCCAGCUAGAGUCGUCCACAAUUGGGAUCUCGAACCGCAACCAGUAUCCCAAGCGGCUUUACAGCUGCUUAAGAUAACCUCAAGACGACCGAUUAUAAACAUAAACAAAUUGAACCCCAAACUAUAUUCUCUGGUAAGCAAACUAGACUUCGUCAGAAGAUUGAGGGAGGAAUUGAUCGGAAUGAAGAAGUAUCUAACGGUGUGUAGAAAAGCCAACGAGGAGCACAUACUAUGGAAACACGUGGAUAAUCCUCAUCUAUUGGAUAAUACAGAUAUGUACAGUUUGCAGGAUUUGGUCGACGUACAUUCCGGGGAUUUACCCUUCAAACUGCAAACGCUGUUGGACGUUUUCUCCAACCACAUCAAGAUUGAUUGUGAUAUUUGUAAAGGUCGUGGUCACAUUUGCGAGAUUUGUUCCAACGACGAGGUGGUGUAUCCGUUCGAUACUACGUCUUAUGUAUGCCAAAUAUGCUAUUGCGUGCUGCACAGGUAUUGUUUCAGUAAGACGACUGACUGUCCCAAAUGUAUGAGAUUGAAGAGACGAGAAGAGGAAGUAGCUGAGAAUAAUAUCGAGUAG